This is a messenger RNA of Staurois parvus, 1920 nucleotides long. The record is from the annotation of a GenBank genome assembly. Lineage: Eukaryota; Metazoa; Chordata; Amphibia; Anura; Ranidae.
AUGCCUGGAUAUCCAGUUUUAGCUCCUGCUGCUUACUAUGACCAAACAGGGGCACUUGUUGUGAAUACCGGAGCCAGAAAUGGGCUGGGUGGCCCUGUUCGGUUGGUAGCUCCCGCACCGGUUAUUAUUAGUCCAUCUGCAGCUCAAGCAGAAGCUGUUGCAGCAGCAGCUGCUUCUGCCAACGGACCAGGUGGUGCUACAAAUGGACCCUUCCGUCAAUUGAAUUCUCAGCAACCUCAGGGACAACCGCAACCACAAGGCAAUCAGAAUCUGGCGUCCAGCUCAUUCUACGGCAACAGUUCCCUGACCAAUAACUCUCAAAGCAGCUCCUUAUUUUCACAAAGUUCAGGUCAGCCGGCGAAUAGUUCAUUGGGUUUUGGAAGCAGUGGAUCACUGGGAGCAACGCUUAGUUCAGCACUGGGUGGCUUUGGAACAGCAGUUGCUAAUUCUAGCACUGGUAGUGGAUCACGUCGUGAUUCUCUGACUGGCAGUACAGAUCUAUACAAAAGGACUUCCAGCAGUUUGAAUCCCAUUGGACAUAGCUUCUACAAUGGUCUAGGCUUCUCUUCCUCUCCUGGUCCUGUAGGCAUGCCCCUUCCAAGCCAGGGGGCCAGCCAUUCCCAGACACCCCCACCAUCUUUAUCCUCUCAUGGAUCAUCUUCCAGCCUCAACCUUGGAGGACUGACAAAUGGCAGCGGCCGAUACAUUUCUGCUGCACCAGGGGCAGAGGCUAAGUACCGCAGUGCAAGUAGUGCAUCAAGCUUAUUCAGCCCAAGCAGCACGCUUUUUCCAUCUUCCCGACUCCGCUAUGGUAUGUCUGAUGUGAUGCCCUCAGGUCGGAGUAGAUUGCUUGAAGACUUUCGGAAUAAUCGUUAUCCUAACCUUCAGUUGAGAGAAAUUGCUGGCCAUAUUAUCGAGUUUUCUCAGGACCAGCAUGGGUCUAGGUUUAUCCAGCUGAAGCUGGAACGUGCAACUCCAGCAGAGAGACAGUUGGUAUUUAAUGAGAUCCUACAAGCUGCUUAUCAGUUGAUGGUGGAUGUAUUUGGAAAUUACGUCAUACAGAAGUUUUUUGAGUUUGGAAGUCUAGAACAGAAGUUGGCACUUGCAGAAAGAAUUCGUGGCCAUGUUCUUUCCCUGGCUUUGCAGAUGUAUGGAUGUCGGGUAAUUCAGAAAGCACUCGAGUUCAUCCCACCCGACCAGCAGGUCAUCAAUGAUAUGGUCCGAGAAUUGGAUGGACAUGUUUUGAAAUGUGUUAAGGACCAAAAUGGAAAUCAUGUUGUACAGAAGUGUAUAGAAUGUGUCCAGCCACAGUCUCUGCAGUUUAUCAUUGAUGCCUUCAAGAGUCAGGUGUUUGCGCUCUCUACACAUCCGUAUGGUUGUAGGGUGAUUCAGAGGAUUCUUGAGCACUGCCUUCCUGAGCAAACACUGCCUAUACUUGAAGAGUUGCACCAGCACACGGAACAGUUAGUGCAGGAUCAGUAUGGGAACUAUGUCAUACAGCAUGUUUUAGAACAUGGUAGACCCGAAGACAAGAGUAAGAUUGUUGCAGAGAUUCGGGGCAAUGUCCUAGUUCUCAGUCAGCACAAAUUUGCAAGUAAUGUAGUUGAGAAGUGUGUGACGCAUGCUUCUCGCACAGAACGAGCAAUGUUAAUCGAUGAAGUUUGCACGAUGAAUGAUGGGCCUCACAGUGCCUUAUAUACAAUGAUGAAGGAUCAGUAUGCUAACUAUGUUGUGCAGAAAAUGAUUGAUGUAGCAGAGCCAGCUCAGCGUAAGAUUGUCAUGCACAAGAUUCGACCACACAUUGCCACUCUUCGUAAAUAUACAUACGGCAAACACAUUCUUGCUAAACUGGAGAAGUACUACAUGAAGAAUGGUAUGGAUCUGGGUCCAAUGUGUGGUCCCUCAAAUGGCAUCAUCUAG